Vicia faba (fava bean) is the source of this 546-nucleotide messenger RNA. Lineage: Eukaryota; Viridiplantae; Streptophyta; Magnoliopsida; Fabales; Fabaceae. The record is from the annotation of a GenBank genome assembly.
AUGAACGUGAUUGGCCAAACACACGAUCCUUUUUUGACACUCGGGAUUCAGGUGGCGAAUGCGGAGUUCCUGCAGAAACCAUCAGACAGUGAGCAUGACUGGAGAGAAGGAUCAGAACAACACAAAUUCAUUGAGCAUUGCCUCGCAACAGUAGAUAGAAAACAACAACCAUGGUUAAUCUUUUCAGCACAUCGCCCCCUAGGUUACUCCUCUAAUGCUUGGUAUGCCGGGGAGGGCUCAUUUGAAGAGCCCAUGGGAAGGGAAAGCUUGCAGGGGCGUUGGCAAAAGUACAAAGUAGACAUUGCAUUUUAUGGUCAUGUCCAUAACUAUGAAAGAGUCUGCCCCAUUUAUCAGAACCAAUGCGUGAAUAAGGAAAAAUCUCAUUACUCUGGAACUGUGAAUGGAACAAUUCAUGUGGUUGUUGGUGGAGGGGGAAGUCACUUGUCAGACUUCACCACAGCACCACCUGUGAUUUCAAGCCAUGACCAAAAAGAGAAAACAAUUAUUAUAUUCCCAACCAUUUUUGAGAACUCCAUAGCAAAAUAG